UAUUCGGCUGGGCAGGAGGUUACUGACAGCCCUUUACUCAUACAAUAUCGAUUUAUAUUUAUAGCGUUUGAAAACUUGUACUGUUUUGUUCGUUGACAGCAUGUAAGUUUAUAAAUCGUUCCCAAAUAAAUGUUUUUUUUUUCGGAUUGUGGAACCUUGCUUUAAAUUAAAUGAAAGGGCUGUUAAUUUAUCUAGAACUCUCUUAAAGAAAUUAUAUUAUGGCGCUUAUUUUGCAAGUGAUUUCCUCGGGAAUCUACAUAGUGGGUUCUCUUAGCAUCGUCGCUUUUCUCUACGACAACUUAAAGUCCUUGUUCAGCAUCAUCAAGGCUGUCCUAGAACCGUACUUCCGACCGAAUUUGCCAAAGACUUUGGUUGAAAAAUUCGGACAAUGGGCAGUGGUUACGGGUGCCACCGAUGGCAUUGGAAAGGAAUAUGCCAGGGAGUUGGCUCGUCAGGGUCUUAACCUGGUGCUCAUUUCGCGGACGAAGGAAAAGCUGAUUGCAGUCACCAACGAGAUUGAAAGCCAAUAUAAUGUGAAAAUCAAGUGGAUUGUUGUGGAUUUUGCAAAGGGACGCGAGGUGUACGAUCAAAUCGAAGAGGAACUGAAUGGAAUCGACGUUGGAAUUUUGGUCAACAAUGUGGGCAUGAUACACGACCCGGAAACCCUUGACAAGGUAUCGGAGGACACGUUGUGGGACCUUCUCACCGUUAACAUGGGAUCUGUUACCAUGCUCACCCGCAAGAUCCUGCCCCAGAUGAUUGGUCGUCGAAAAGGAGCAAUUGUUAAUCUGGGAUCCUCCUCCGAACUCCAGCCCCUGCCAAAUUUGACUGCAUAUGCGGCUAGCAAGAAGUUUAUAACACACUUUUCUAAAGGUCUGGAAUAUGAGGUGGCAGAUCACAAUAUCCAUGUACAGCUAGUGAUGCCCAACUUUGUGGCCACCAAUAUGAAUGCCUAUUCCGAUAAAGUGAGGCAAGGAGGACUGCUUUUCCCCAACGCUUAUUCCUAUGCCCGAUCCGCUGUCUUUACACUGGGAAAAACAAGCGAGACCAACGGUUUCUGGGUUCACGGAAUACAGUACGCCCUCAGGAAGUUGGCUCCCAUGCAAAUUCGUACUUACUUCGGACACCAACUCUUUAAGCGACUGAGAAUCGAAGCCCUCGAGCAUAGGCAAAAGAAACAAAACCUUUAUUAACUACUUAGCAGUCAUGUAAAUAUUUGGCAAAAAAAAUAUUUAAAAAUUUAAGACAAUUUUUAACAGUGGAAAUAAUAUUUUAAGUUUUUGAGAAACUGUUAUCUUGAUAAUAAAACAUAGUACACUUUUUGACGGGUUCAUGUAUUGGCAUUGGUUUGUGACCUUGCUAAGUACUGUGCCAAAAUUUUCAAGUUAAAA
This is a messenger RNA of Drosophila mauritiana, 1391 nucleotides long. Its product is annotated as hydroxysteroid dehydrogenase-like protein 1. Gene Ontology annotation, molecular function: oxidoreductase activity. The record is from RefSeq and is a predicted model, not a curated record. The coding region runs from base 219 to 1193 and encodes 324 amino acids. The transcript has 5 exons. Gene Ontology annotation, cellular component: endoplasmic reticulum. NCBI's taxonomy places the organism in Eukaryota, Metazoa, Arthropoda, Insecta, Diptera, Drosophilidae.